Molecule: messenger RNA, 2237 nt
Organism: Engraulis encrasicolus (European anchovy)
Lineage: Eukaryota; Metazoa; Chordata; Actinopteri; Clupeiformes; Engraulidae
Product: mite allergen Der f 3-like
Exons: 7
Coding region: 77-1081 (334 amino acids)
Biological process (GO): proteolysis
Molecular function (GO): serine-type endopeptidase activity
Source: RefSeq, a predicted model, not a curated record
CUGAGACAGACAGACAGACAGACAGACGACUGACUGAGAUUCAUCUGAGAUAACCAACCAGCCAGCCAUACGUGUGAUGCAGAAGAGUAUGUUUAUGUGGAGAUCUGCUGUCCUCCUGCUGUGUUUGACCGCGCUCCUUCAAGAUUGCUCAGCGCAGUUAGAUGUGUGUGGACAAGCCUCCCUGAACACGCGGAUCGUGGGCGGGCAGGAGGCCGCAGUGGGGGCGUGGCCAUGGCAGGUUAGCCUAACACGAAACGGCAACCACUUCUGUGGGGGGGCACUCAUCAACAACGAAUGGGUGCUGACCGCUGCCCACUGCCUGAACAGCAACUCAGCGCUGGAUGGCCUGAGUGUGCGCGUGUCCGUGAGGAGUCUGGGCAACGCCGACGAGGGGACCACGUACCAAGUGGACCAGAUUGAACUCCACCCCUCCUAUAACCACACCUCCUACAGCCAUGACAUCGCUCUGGUGCGCCUUGCUACAUCCUCCUCUUCAUCCGCCUCCUCCUCGUCCAUCCUCCGCCCGAUCUCCUCCUUCUCCAACGUGCUCCGCCCGGCCUGCCUGGCCGCUGAGGGAUCCACCUUCAACACCGGGACGUCCGCCUGGAUCGCAGGAUGGGGCAGCACGCAGCAUGGAGAGUCCCUGUCGUCUCCUCAGACGCUGCGUGAGGUGGAGAUUCCCCUGGUGGACCAGAGUCAGUGUGUGGCGGCGUACAGAGGAUACGGCAUCAGCGUCACCGACAACAUGCUGUGUGCAGGACUACUGGGAACCGGGGGCAAGGACACAUGCCAGGGCGACUCUGGCGGCGCGCUGGUCAGCAAGCAGGGCAGCGUGUGGCUGACCAUGGGCGUGGCCAGCUUCGGCGUGGGCUGCGGCGAGGCGCAGUACCCCGGCGUGUACACUAGGGUGGCGCCGUACGAGUCCUGGAUCCGCUCGCUCACGCAGAGCAGCCUGCCGGGCUUCAUCAAGGUCACCCAGGUCACCACGCAGACCGUCACAGACGCGGCCAUCACCACCUCCUCUUGCUCCAGCCUCCUGCUCCUCCUCGCCUCCCCUCUGCUCCUGUCCAUCAUUCACUGAGGAGCACAUACUCCCCCCUUAUAGGCUGACUAGCUGCUCCACCCCUCCCUCCUGUCCUGCUCCUCCUCUCCACACCACUAGCUACCCCACCCCUCCACUCCUCCCUAUCCAUGUCUACCUCCUGCUCAGUGUUGCCAGAUUGGGCGAUUACCCGCCCAAUUGGGCUACUUGGGAUGGCCGGCGUCUGCGGGUAAAAAUGGGAAAAAUUGGCCAUUUGGCGUUUUUUUCUGUCGUUUUAAGCCCAUAGAAAUCAAUGUAAUUUGUUGAAAUUGGGUGGAAUGUUGCCGUUUUUUGAUAACCUUUUGGCGGGAUUUGAUCAGACACAUCUGGCAACACUGCUCCUGCUCCUCUUCUCCACUCCAGUGCUCUAUAUCAUUCACCGAGAAUAACACAUGCACACCUCUUCUCCUCUAUCCCUCCCUCUAUCAAAUACUAGCAUCCACCCCUCCUCUCCACCCUGCUACUCCUCUGCUACGGCUACGUUUAAAUUACGUUUUUAAUUCAGAAUUAAUCAUUCAGAAUUAAAUAUGGUAGUUCCGUCGAGUUUACUUUGAUCUUUCAUUUAAUUCGGAACUGUAAAGCGUUUACAUGACGUUUUCAAAGCGGAAUUAAGCUUUAUUCAGAAUUAAAGUGAGUUAAUUCAGAAUUAAAUGUCUCAUGUAAAAAUAGCAACUGAGGAGCACAUCCUCUCUUCACACCUCCCCAUUAGCCUACCCCUCUAUCCUUCGCUCCUCUGCUGUCACCACUUCUCCCAUCUCUUGUCUUCUCUGUGUCCAUCAUACCGUACACCACCCACCCACCCUUCCACUCAUCCUCUACUCCCCACAGAUGAAGGCUAAAUGCAGAACGCCAUGUGCAAAUGAAGGAAGCGACAUGUGUGAGGUGAAGGGGAAUUUAAUGUAUGAUUGUAGUAUUGUAGUAUACAGUGUUGAAUUGUGGGAUUUGUAGUGUGAAGGGUGGUUACAGGCCAGUGGUUGUCUUGUUUACAAACUCUGAAGUCUUGUUUACUGUCAAUUUAUUGUUUAUUUAAAUAUUUAUGAAAUCUAUUUUUGCUAUAUAUUAUAUCAGCACUUUUCUGGUUGUGAGUGUGUAUCACAAUGACAUAAUGUCAGGACCUGAUGAAUGUAACUGUGUGGCAAUAAACAACAUAAUUUGA